Helobdella robusta is the source of this 1071-nucleotide messenger RNA. RefSeq lists its product as hypothetical. Gene Ontology annotation, cellular component: plasma membrane; activin receptor complex. Gene Ontology annotation, biological process: activin receptor signaling pathway; protein phosphorylation; cellular response to growth factor stimulus. The transcript has 8 exons. The record is from RefSeq and is a predicted model, not a curated record. The annotation marks the transcript as partial. Gene Ontology annotation, molecular function: ATP binding; activin binding; activin receptor activity. NCBI's taxonomy places the organism in Eukaryota, Metazoa, Annelida, Clitellata, Rhynchobdellida, Glossiphoniidae.
AUGACCUUAGUACCGCUAACAUUCAUCGCCCUCUUCAUCAUCCUCUCCUUCCUAAUUUACCGCCUCUGCAGAAAGGGGCACGACUGCAACAAUGACUCCUCCUCCACUGACGACUCUCUCACUUCGAAGGUGGCCCCCCUCCUGCCCCCUCCCAGCCCCACUAUCUCUCUCGAUAGGAUCAAUAGGCUGAAGGAGAUUAAGCUGCUAAAUGAACUGGCUGUUAGGCAUUUUGGUGGGUGUGUCAAGAAGGCUUUGUUAGGAAAUGAGGUUGUAGCAGUUAAGAUAUUCAAUGCAGAAGAUAAACAGUCUUGGGAGAAGGAAGUGAACGUUUAUACAAUGGAUGCUAUGAAGAUUGGGCAUGAGAAUGUAUUGAAGUUCAUUGGAGCCAUGAAAAAAGACAUCAUCAACGAACAAGGUAGUGUCAUUAUUGAUUUAUUUAUUCAUUUGUUUUUUAAUUCAUUCGGCAGUUUGUAUGAUUUUCUAAAGAACAAUACUCUAACAUUUGACGAGGCCUAUAAGAUAAUAUUAACUGCAUGUCGCGGUUUAUUUUUCUUGCAUCAACCCGGCACUAAAUCUGAUCUUGCGUAUCCUAAUAAAUUCUCAAUUGCGCAUAGAGAUAUAAAGAGUAGGAAUAUAUUACUUAAGAGUAAUCUCACAAGUAGCAUUGCAGAUUUUGGACUGGCUCUUGUUAUGGAUGAUAGGAAUAAUACUGCUAUCAGUCAGGUGGGUACUCGUCGUUACAUGUCUCCAGAGGUUCUAGAUUGCACAAUCUCCUUUGACAAAGCUUCCUUCCUUAAGGUUGAUAUGUAUGCAUUUGCCCUGGUCGUCUGGGAGGUUCUGACUAGAACCAUUACUGAUGAGAUUAAAAGUGUUGACGAUUACAAGUUGCCGUACGAAGAUCGAGUCGGUUUGAAUCCUUCAAUUGAAGAUAUGCAACAAGUGGUGGUUGAAGAUAAACUGAGGCCUAACAUUAGAAAAGAAUGGCUCCAACAUGAGGCAUGUUUAUGUGUCUGUGAGUUGAAUGCGGUAGAAGAUACUUGGGAUUCAGACCCAGAUGCUCGACUGACUGCC